UCUACUCCCUUCUCCUGUUCGGCAAUCGGCGCCACCGCCUGCAGAUGCCGAAAUCUCAUGACGCCAAGAUGACCGUGGAGGCUUUGGUUGAGGGAGAUUGGGAAGUAUCCUGCGUAGAAUUUGAUCUGAGAUUGGGGAGAAAAGAAAAGAGAAAGUGAGAGGAUGCAGAUAAGAGUAAAUGAGCUGAUUGAGCACAAAGGUUGGGGAACUGUUUUCGGUAGCCAUGGUUGGAAUUUUCGAGAUCUGCUUCUCCUCCGCAUAUACAGCAUCUUAUGGAGUAUACUAUCAUGGAUUGCUCGCUGGAUUUGGGAAGACAAGGAAAGUGUGCAGGAGCUUGUUGUGUCUAUCAAUCUCAUGCCUUCAAGGCUGUAGAAACCCAGGCUUCCCUCCAAGAUGGAGAAACCCAGACUGCAUGGCUGACUGUAGAUGCUUCUGAAGAGACUGGCCGCAUCAUUCCUGAAACUCUAUUUGGGAUAUUCUAUGAGGAGAUCAAUCAUGCUGGGGCUGGUGGGCUAUGGGCUGAGCUUGUUAGCAAUCGAGGAUUUGAAGCUGGGGGCACUAGCAUUCCUUCUAAUAUUGAUCCUUGGUCUAUCAUUGGAGAUGAGUCAUCUGUAACUGUAUCAACAGACCGCUCGUCACAAUUUUACCGCAAUCCGGUUGCUCUCCGGAUGGAUGUGCUCUGUGACAGUAAUGUCUGUCCGCCUGGAGGAGUUGGUGUCUAUAACCCAGGUUACUGGGGCAUGAACAUUGAAGGAGGCAAGAAGUACAAGGUGGUCCUCUAUGUGCGUUCAAUGGGAGCAAUUAACGUGGCUGUAUCAUUCAUGAAUUCAAAUGGCUCUGAAAUCCUAGCUUCUGCUAAUAUUACAGCGUCUAGUUCUGAUGCUCAAAACUGGACAAGGAAGGAGGUCGUAUUGGAGGCAAAGGGAACAGAUCCUCAUGCAAGACUUCAAUUGACAACAGCAACAAAGGGGGUGAUAUGGUUUGAUCAAGUAUCAGCCAUGCCCUUGGACACUAAAAGAAAUUACAAAGGAAAUUAUCUUAGCUUCUAUAAUGCUAUAAAACGUGCCUAUCCGGAUGUCAAAAUGAUUUCAAAUUGUGAUGGGUCAGAAAAACAAUUGGAUCACCCAGCAGAGUAUUAUGAUUAUCACAUAUAUACAAAUUCAAAGGACAUGUUUUCUUUGGCACAUAAAUUUGAUCAUGCUCCGCGUGAGGGUCCAAAGGCUUUUGUUAGUGAAUAUGCUGUGACUGGAGAUGAUGCUGGCAAUGGAACCCUUUUAGCUGCGAUAGCAGAAGCUGGAUUCCUUAUCGGCCUAGAAAAGAAUAGCGAUGUUGUUGAGAUGGCAUCCUACGCGCCACUUUUUGUGAAUGUCAACGAUAGACGGUGGAACCCAGAUGCAAUCGUCUUUGACUCCUCCCGGCUAUAUGGAACGCCCAGCUACUGGGUACAACAAGUUUUUGCAGAGUCAAGUGGAGCAACUCUUCUCAAUGCAACACUCCAGACAGACUCUUCUGAUUCACUUAUUGCAUCUGCAGUUGCUUGGAAAGAUAAAAGCACUGGCAAAAAUUAUAUUAAAAUAAAGAUCGUGAACUUUGGAUCUAACCAAGUGACUCUCAAAGUUUCUUUGGAUGGAGUGGUUUCGGAGUUUGCAUUGACACAGACUGUGUUGACAUCUGGUAAUGUGAUGGACGAGAACUCUUUCGAUCAGCCAAAUAAGGUGGCACUGCACCUUACUCAACUACAAAAUGUUGCAAAGGAAAUGGAAUUUACCCUCUCACCGCAUUCUUUUACGGCGUUUGAUCUAUUGAAGAAUCAGUAAAAACACGGAAUUCUUCUACAGGACUGCAUUUUAUUUUUCAUUAGAUAUAUAAAUUUGUAAAUCAUGUCGUUUAUCAAUAAUAAACAUUUUGGUUAAAUUUCGAAAUUUAUUUUUUUCUU
Molecule: messenger RNA, 1936 nt
Organism: Carica papaya (papaya)
Lineage: Eukaryota; Viridiplantae; Streptophyta; Magnoliopsida; Brassicales; Caricaceae
Source: RefSeq, a predicted model, not a curated record